Molecule: messenger RNA, 2442 nt
Organism: Talaromyces rugulosus
Lineage: Eukaryota; Fungi; Ascomycota; Eurotiomycetes; Eurotiales; Trichocomaceae
Exons: 4
Coding region: 1-2442 (813 amino acids)
Biological process (GO): GPI anchor biosynthetic process
Cellular component (GO): endoplasmic reticulum membrane
Molecular function (GO): alpha-1,2-mannosyltransferase activity
Source: RefSeq, a predicted model, not a curated record
AUGUCGCUGGCAUCAUCAGAGCUGUCGCUCGCAUCAAGUGACACGAGCAGCGCUCUGUCCGGAUCCGUCUUCCGCCCGAAGCGCCGCUCCGCAGCUCAAACCACGCCGCAAAACGUCCUGCUGUUCCUCGUGGCAUUUCGCGUCCUCAACGCGCUCUGCGUGCGCACCUUCUUCCAACCCGAUGAAUUCUUCCAGUCGCUGGAACCCGCCUGGCAGGUGGCUUUUGGCAAGGACAGCGGUGCUUGGAUUACCUGGGAAUGGAAACACGAGCUGCGGUCCUCCAUUCACCCUCUCUUCUUCACGACAAUAUAUUACCUCGCCGGAUUACUCGCAGAUGUUGCGCAUCUAUCACCCUUGACCGCCGCCGAUUCUCUGAUUGCGGCACCCAAAGCGGCCCAAGCUGUCCUUGCUGCCACGGGAGACUACUACACGUGGAAGCUAGCCGGAAAGGUGUAUGGAAGCGAUAGCUAUGGCGCAUGGGCUACGCUCGCGUUGACUACCUUGAGUCCGUGGCAGUGGUUCUGCUCAACACGGACGUUCUCAAAUUGCGUGGAGACUACGUUGACAGUAGUCGCACUAUACAUGUGGCCAUGGGACUGGUUUCUUGACACCACAGAGGACGACAAAACAGAGGCAGAAAAUAAAGGCGAGCUUCAGAAUACAAACACUAGUCUUGAGAGUGCUAGCAGACUUUCAAGGUACCGAUGGCCCGGACUGAACGGCGACAUUUUGACGAUCAUGUUUCUAACGGUUGCACUGCCCAGCCUUCGAAAGUGCCUUUUGCUAGCAGCAUUGGCGUGUGUGCUACGACCUACGAAUAUCCUAGUGUGGGCAUGUCUGUCCGGUUUUGCCAUGUACAAGAGCCCUAAAGCUGUUUCCUUGGUCCUUGUUAGAGAGGCUAUCCUGUGCGGGUCAGCGGUUCUUGGUUUAUCGGUUCUGAUCGACCGCGUCUACUACGGCGCCUGGGCUUUUCCCUUUUUCCAGUUUCUUUGGGUCAACGUCGCCCAAUCGAUUGCCAUAUUCUAUGGCCACAAUGACUGGCAUUACUACCUUUCUCAGGGCUUCCCUUUGCUCCUGAUAACCGCCCUUCCGUUUGGCUUGCUCGGUAUAUAUAGAUCUUUGCGCGCAACAUCUCCGAGUCGCAGCGCUUUGAUCCGAUUCCAAUUGGCUUCCGUUUGCCUUUUCAUGCCGGCCGUGCUUUCAGUGAUAGCCCACAAGGAAGUCAGGUUUAUAUACCCUUUGCUACCUGCUCUACACAUUUUGUCGGCAGAGCCGCUUGUGUCCUUUUUCUACCCUGCUAUUUCGUCUUCGUCGAGCUAUUAUCUCCCCCGCAGGCUCACGUUAAUUUUUCUCAUCCUCGUGAAUGUUGUUAUUGCGUACUAUACCACCUUUAUCCACGCAUCUGGGCCGAACAGCGUCCUUUCUUAUUUGAGGGAACGACACGUUGACCACAACACUGGUCAUGGCGCCCUCCACGCGCCGACUCCGUCGUAUGGACUGAGCCAGCCUACGCAUGAUGCGACGACACAUAAUAUGUCAGUCGGCUUCCUCAUGCCCUGCCACAGCACGCCGUGGCGGUCUCAUCUCGUCUUUCCCUCCAUCGACGCAUGGGCCUUGUCAUGCGAGCCACCGCUCGGAUUGAACGAGACGCAAAAGAAGGUAUAUCUAGACGAAGCCGACCAGUUCUACGAAAACCCAACGAAUUUCCUGCAAACGCACAUGGCGGGUGGUCUGUGGCACAUUCCUCGCCGUCCGUCAUAUCAAUAUCUGGGCCCGCCUCCGCCUCCCCAAGCCCAACACCACCAUCAGCAAAGUCGGAAGGAAUACACGCACGAAUGGCCCGACUAUCUAGUCUUUUUCGCGCAACUCGAGCCAACAAUCCGAACAACGCUCCGCAGCAGUUCCUACUCAGAAUGCUGGCGCACAUGGAACACCGCCUGGCACGACGACUCGCGCCGCAAAGGUGACAUUGUAGUAUGGUGUCUGGACCCAAACGAGCAGCACACCUGGCGCCAGACCCAGCAGCAAAAACACGUGCAACACCGUGAGAAGCAGUUUGAGCGCAUUGUCUCUGGGUUCCAAAAGGAAGCCGCCAAGAAAAAUACCAGGUCGAGCCCAUGGGAUAUCUUUAGCUUUCUGCGCAUGCGCAAGCUUUCCUCUUCAUCGGCUUGGUACCGCUCAUCGCCAUUCAACCUGUUCAAAAAGCUUCCCUGGCCAUUUACAGCCAAGAAGCAGACAUUUUUCCCCUCGUGGCUGACUCAAUGGCCGCCAUGGCCGACGACCAAGAAGGAAUACUCGUACGUACCGAAAUUCCUCCAAACCUACAUUCCCGGAAACAGGGCAUCUUCAUGGUUUCCGUUUUCGUUCUCAUGGCCGUGGAAUAAAAAGAAAAACUCGGGGUAUCCCAGGAUGCCGGAAUUUGAGCGCGAUUUGUGGAGUUAA